UCUCUGUACCCCACGCAAACCUUCCUGCUCACGGUUCCCCCGCCGCCCUAAUUACUUUUUUCCUCCGACCAUCGUCCGUCGUAGACGACCGUCACACGAGGACGGGUGUCCCCGUUUUCCUUCGAGGCGAAGCGCGCCUCCUGUUCUCUCCCUCUGUGGCAAGAUCUUUUCGUCUUGACUUCGUCGCAGGUAACAGCAACCACUGCUGUCUCUUCGGCAUUACUCUUUUAUCUUCGCCGGAACUUUUUCCCAGCCACUCUAUAGUAGUUUAGAGGAACAUGUCAUUUCCAUUUUUACCUUCCAAGCGUGCUUAUGAAAGAAAUCCCAUUGAGCCAAAUGGGAGAGCAAAAUGGCAAAAGACAGGACCUCAUACAAAACAGCAGAAACAGAUAAAAGCACCCACUGGGGUUACCAUGUUCCGAGUUCUGUGUCCUGCAUCAAAAUCUGACAGUGUGAUUGGUAAAGGUGGAGAAAUUGUAGCAAGGAUACAGAGAGAAACUGGUGCGAAGAUUAGACUUGAAGAAAUUGUAUCUGGUUGUGAUGAGAGAGUUAUUCUUAUUACUGGAUCAGAGAAAGAUGCAGAACUUGGCAAUGAACAUAAAAAAGAAGAUGAAGACACUCUUGUUUCUGAAGGCGACGUCAAUCUCAAGGAAAGUGCUGAAAACAUUGGAGAGGCCGAGGACUCUUCUGCUCCAGAAAGUACAAAAGUGGAUGGAGGACCACCGUUGUUAGUUAAUGCUCUUUUGCUUAUAUUUGAGGGAAUUAUUGAAAAUGAACCAGUUAAUGAGGUAGAUGAAGAAGAAAGUAAGAAGCUUUCUACAGUUUCUGCGAGAUUGUUAAUUCUGUCUAAUCAAGUUGGUUGUCUACUUGGGAAGGGUGGGAGUGUUAUCAAACAGAUAUCAGCAGACAGUGGAGCCCAUAUUCGCAUACUUUCAAAAGAUAAACUUCCUUUGUGUGGCACACAACAGGAUGAAAUUGUCCAGGUAACUGGAGGGGUUGAUUCAGUGAAGAAAGCUCUUCAUUUAGUUGGUCAGCAGCUCCUAGAUAACCCACCACGCGAACGUGAUCCAUUUCCUCCGGCAAAUUCUUUUGGUCCCUCAUCACAUCCAUUUACUUCUAUUCCUCGGCCAGAAGGUCUUCCACUACCUAAGUUUCAUUAUCCUCCUCAAGGACCACCCUUCUCUAACAGGUCUCAGGGCAUGCCUGACUUCCAUCAAGGCAUGGGUUCACCUUUUCCUAAAUUUCAUGAAAGUGGACCACCCAUCCAUCCUCAAAUAUCUGCAGAGCCCAUCACUUUCAGGUUACUCUGCCCUGCUGAGAAGGUUGGAAUUGUGAUAGGGAAGGGAGGGAACACUGUUAAAACUCUUCAAAAUGAAACUGGUUGUGAAGUUAAAGUUACAGAGACAACUCCUGAGUCAGAUAAUCGCAUUAUAAUCAUAUCUGGUGUUGCAUUUCCAUCGGAUGAGGUUGCGCCAGUACAGGAUGCUGUUCUUCGUGUGCAGCACAGAAUAGUAAUGGGUGUACCUGAUCCUAAAGAGGGCACUGUCAUGUGUAGGCUGAUUGUUGCUUCCAAUCAAAUUGGUUGUCUUCUUGGCAAAGGUGGAGCUGUAAUAACUGAGAUAAGGAAGCUUUCUGGAGCUCAAGUACGUAUCCUUGGUAAAGAUCAGAUCCCUACGGGUGUACCUGAAAAUUAUGGGAUGGUCCAGAUAUCUGGAGAAUUUGGAGCAGUUCAGGAUGCAUUGUUACAAAUAACUUUUAGGCUGAAGCAACAUCUUUUCCGUGAUAAGUUACCUUCCAUGGAUCCCAACAUGCAUCCUUCUUUUGUUGAGCAAAUACCUCCAUAUGGAUUGCACAGAGGAAGGAGGGAGUCGUCACCCUCCAUGUUGAACUCUAAUUUGCCCCCAUUUCAGAAAGAUUUUGUUGGUCACCCCUUUGAGGAAAGAGCUGCCUUUUCUCAUCGAAUGCAUGGUUCAGGUAUUCCUCCUCUUGGCGUUGAGAGACCUGGACCAUGGCUACCUCAGGGCAUGAGAGAUUCUGGUGGCCCCUUGCCUUUACCUGAUUACCCUGGAGUAGGUCCACAUAGAAGGAUGGGUUUAUUUGCUAGUGGAAACCAAUCAGUUCCUAUUGGAAGUGUAGAUGUCGUUGUUCCACGGUCUCUUGUACCUAACUUGUAUGGUGUAGAUGGUGGCUGCCUAAGGUGGAUCCGUGAGAUAUCAGAAGCAAAAAUUACGAUUACUGAACCUAGAGCAGAGGCAACUGAGACAAUGAUCAUAAUAGCUGGAACACCGGAACAGACCCAUGCUGCUCAAAGUCUCAUCCAAGCUUUUGUGCUGAGUGAAACUAGUUCCAUAGAAUCGGCCAAACCUUGAGGUUCUACAUUUUGAAUUUGAUUGGACUUCCACUGUUUGCUUUAAGGAGUUACCCUGUAAAGGAAGGUACACAAAAUAUGUAUAUAUAUUCUUAAAAAAAUUAUUUAUAUUCUUCCGCAUUAUGAUUUCCUGUUGUUUUUGAUAUAUAAAGUUCAGAUUUGUUUACGAAGUUGUCACGAGUAAUCACAUUUUUCUGUGUAUCUAAACUGAUAAAUAAAUUAUGUUGGGUUUCUGUUUGGUUGGAUAUAAUCUUUGUUUACUGAAAAGUAAAACAUCUAUCCCCUUUUGGAAACCAUAAAUUACAUUUGCUGGAUUAGUUGGUGCAAAAAUAUAAUUGCUGGUCUUGGAAGUAAACUAGCUUGUUUACGAAAAUAGUUAGAUGAUUGUCCAUUGAUAUUUUAGAUACAAUCUUCUGGUUUACAGGAACUAAGUUUUUUUUAGAAAUUAAUUUGGAACCUUGGAACAUUUAUCAAGGUAGUUCAAUAUAUCUUUGUUGAGAUGAUAAUGAUGUGUGUGUGUGUGUGUGUUUUGGGGGGGGGGGGGGGGGGGGGGUUGGGGGGAUGGGUUAGUUUAUCAGUUGGGUGAGAAAAAUUGAAAUCAUCAUGAAAAGAUUGAAAUGUCCAAACCAAAAGAACCAAUUUUUUUGGUUUUGUUAAGAUGGUAAAUUAAAAAAAAGUAUUAAUCAAACACCAAUAAAAACAUUAGUACCCGUGCAAGAUUUCUCUUGAGAAUAACCAUAAAGCAUUGUAUUUAUGGAUUAUAUUGGUUAGUGAACAUAAAUAAAUAGGAAUAAGAGAAAAUGACAGCUUGAUGCACGAAGCUCCCUUCAAUGAGGGGUCCAGGUGAAGGGUCUAUUGUAUCCGGCCUUACCUUGCUUUGCAAGAGACUGUUUUCAAGACUCGAAUAUAUAACCUCUGGGUUACACAGUAGUAACUUUACUGUUGCACCAAGAUUCCCCUUCGAUACUUGUAUAGGCUGCUUAAACCAAAACUUAUAAUUUUACUUAGUUCGCAAACCAAAACAACAGUUUGGAUUGAUUUCAAUCACUUUGUUCUAUCAGUUAUCCCCAUCCUUAUUGAUAUCCCAAUAUACCAUUUGGUUAAUUACAAAGAGGAAACAAAAACGAAGAAUGCUGAUAGUAUCAUAAUUCAGCAUGAAAGUGGAAAGGAGCACUCCGGAUUUUAAAAAUCUGAAUGCGCUAAUGUUUUAUCUUUGUUAACGGUACUACUUACCGAGCGUAGGAUGUUUUUUGUCUGACUUUUUGCUGAUUGGGUUAUCACGUUUCAUUUUUUUUUUCUCUGAUUAUCCUCUUGUCAAAAUCUGGAAGCAGCUAACAUGGUGCAUACCAGUUAUUAGCUUCGUUAAUUCAACAAACUCUACCCGGGUAUAUAUGCUGCCUCUUCAACCAUGUCAUUUUGAGCAUUGCUCAUAUCUUGUCAAUGUUGUUCUUUCUCUGUCUCCUUAGAUUAAACUUGUGGACAAUUAUUUACCUUUAUGGACUACUUUUUUAGUUUAUGAAUAGGAUUAGUUGUAGCUACUAGUUAUUGUUUAUCUGGUUGAUAUGACCCUGCAAACUAUUCUCAAUAUUGUUCUUUCAUUUUGGUUCAUACCAAAUGCUCACCUCUUUUAUUCUUGUGGUUUUGCUGAAUUUCUUUGCUAUUAUACCGUUUGAUUUGUUUUGUAAAUUCAAUAUUUUUCUGUAUAGCUCGUGGAGGUGGAUAUUCAUCUUUAGGCAAUUAUCAAAGGGUGCCGUGUUUUAAUUUUUGGAAACUGUAUUUUCGUUGCUAUUACGAAAGGUGGAUAUUUUCGUUGAAUGGUUGCCCCCUCUUUUGCCUUGUAUAAUCAAGCUGAACAGUAUAAUUUUUGGAAACUGUUACUUUAAUAGGAGGCUCGAAUCUGACUUUAAAUCUACCAAAACACUUGACUUGUUUAAACACUAAGCGAUUGAAGACAUGCUUCUUAUUCUUGCAUUUAA
Zingiber officinale is the source of this 4344-nucleotide messenger RNA. Its product is annotated as RNA-binding KH domain-containing protein RCF3-like. Gene Ontology annotation, biological process: regulation of gene expression. NCBI's taxonomy places the organism in Eukaryota, Viridiplantae, Streptophyta, Magnoliopsida, Zingiberales, Zingiberaceae. Bases 279 to 2369 code for a protein of 696 amino acids. The transcript is spliced from 9 exons. Gene Ontology annotation, molecular function: mRNA binding. The record is from RefSeq and is a predicted model, not a curated record. Gene Ontology annotation, cellular component: nucleus; cytoplasm.